Molecule: messenger RNA, 383 nt
Organism: Aethina tumida (small hive beetle)
Lineage: Eukaryota; Metazoa; Arthropoda; Insecta; Coleoptera; Nitidulidae
Exons: 2
Coding region: 13-339 (108 amino acids)
Source: RefSeq, a predicted model, not a curated record
ACCCUCGCAACCAUGAAACUAAUCCUGAUUUUGUUGUGUGCUGUUGUGGCCAUAACCACUGCAUCACCUGUAGAAAAGGAAUCACCAGUCGUUGAAAAACACGAAGCAAACAUUUCCAAGCGGGAAGAUGUUGACCCUGUCAAGAAAGCUGAAGAGAUUAGAAUAGCUCAAGAAAAACUUAGGGCAUUAAAUGAAGCACGUGAAAGGUUUAUUGAGAAACAACAGCUUUAUCUCGACUCACUGUACAGACAGUCUAUCUGGAAUCCAUACCGGGUACCAUAUUACCAAGGACGUUAUAUAGAACCAUUUUUGGGGCUGAGUCCAUGGCACCAUUAUUAGAUUUACUAUAAUCUAUAUCAAUAAAAUUGAUAUUAUGAUACAAU